Daphnia pulex (common water flea) is the source of this 1751-nucleotide messenger RNA. RefSeq lists its product as uncharacterized. Bases 90 to 1703 code for a protein of 537 amino acids. The transcript has 4 exons. NCBI's taxonomy places the organism in Eukaryota, Metazoa, Arthropoda, Branchiopoda, Diplostraca, Daphniidae. Gene Ontology annotation, biological process: SCF-dependent proteasomal ubiquitin-dependent protein catabolic process. The record is from RefSeq and is a predicted model, not a curated record. Gene Ontology annotation, cellular component: SCF ubiquitin ligase complex.
GCUCAGUAGCUCAACAGAAAAGCGUCACUGAUGUGCUAAAGCUGCACUAAAUUACUCAUAUUGUGGUUAAAAGAUUAAAUUUUGUUAAAAUGCCGCGAGUCAAAAGCACCAAGUCUCUAAAAGAAAUCUGCUUCCAUUUUAUUUUGAAAAACCCGGAAUUUUUUUGUAAAACUUUUAGACUAGAAGAUGGAGGACGGAUGGAGGACGGUAAAAACGCCUUGGAUUCAGAUUUAGUAAACCCCAUCAACCAACUGCCUACUGUACUACUAGAAGAGCUUAUGCAGAUAACCAGGGAAAAGAAAAUUCGCAACGAAUUCUUGAAAGCAACCCUACUUAAAUCGCUCCUUUUCCUUGAACAACAGAUGACUAACAACCUUCGCACUUUGGAUCUCACUAUAGUGAAGAGAGGCACUGAUGUUUCUGAUAUUCUUCAUUUGGCUACGAUCAAAAGUCCGAACUUGGAAACGUUGUUACUUGAUUAUUUCACAUGCCAGUUGGCAAAUUUUAGCUUUAUCCCUAAAUUUACGAAACUUCGAAUACUGGACAUUUCAUUUCCGAAAACAGACGACGAUUGCUUCCUCCUCAUUGGUAAACACUGUCCAGAUUUAAGGGAGUUUCAUGCCAAACUUGGCAAAGUGACGGAUCAUGGAAUUCGAAACUUGUGCGUGACUGGAAAUUGCAAAUCCAUCCGCAAACUAAAUCUGGAGAAUUGCAACAAAAUAACUAUCAAAGGAAUUCAAUUGGCUCUCGACAAUUUACCCCAAUUAAGGACAUUGUGCCAUGAAUGUCUACUAGAGGGCUUGGCUGAAAUCGCUCAAUCUGCGACAGAUCAAAAUUUAGACCUUCCUCAAUAUUCCUUGUCGACGCUAUACGUUCUCUACCACACGGUCUACAAAAGUGGCAGCCUGCGACAAUCUGUGCUGCUGUGUCCCAAUGUGACAGAAGUGUAUCUAUACAUACGACAAGAAGGAUUUAAAGACACUGAUCUUUUAAGCUUGCUAUUAUUGGAAAAACUCUACACUAUUGCAAUCACUCACGCUGUGUAUGAACCUAUACAUGGAGCAGAAAUUCGAAUCUAUGGUGGCCUGACGUUUGAUGGCGUUGUUCCGCUUCUGAAAAAAUUUGGAAACAUUCUCAAGAGAAUCAAGUUCGGAGAGUUUCUUGUUGUCGAUAUACCAACCAUCUUCAAGUUUUGCCUAAAUCUGGAAUCUUUGACUCUUUGUUUCUCUAAGACGACCCAGUCUACUGAAACCGAAGUAGAGCGGCCUAUAUUACGAAAUCUUAAAACACUAAUUGUAAGCUGCUCAACAAUUUCGUCUGAAAAUCUCGUUGCACUGUUGUCAUCCCCUUCACUUGUAUACGUAUCCAUGAGAAGCUGUGAUGCACUCAAUGAUAAUGUAUUUUACAGAGCUGCUAAUCUCCAUUCCUUCUGUAAUCUUGAGCAUUUGCACAUCUCUUGGUGUCAUUCUGUUACCAAAAACGGGAUUGAAAUUUUUUUAGAAGAAUCUAACCCAUUAAGAGAAAUCGUUUUGCAUUGCCGUGAGGAUUUGGGUUCCAGAAUUACGCGUGAAGAUGUCGCCAAUUGGAACGAGACUGCGAUUUGGAUUAAGAAAAAUUGGCGAUUCAAUUUUAUUCUUCAGUCUUCGUGCCGAAAUAUAUUUUUAGGCGGGUACAAAUGGGAACGAAGGAGAGGCGAAUUCUGAUCUGUUUUGGCUCCCCGAAAUAAAUAAAAAAAUACUUUCUUUCAAAAA